AUGGAGCCCCUAAGAGAAUUUUUCUCCCAUGAGAAAUAUCUCGUCUGCCUUACAGCUGCAUUGAAGCAGGAGGUAGUGUUGGAUAGUGGUGCUACCGUGCUCAACCACUCGAUGGCGCUGGUUCAGCGUCUGGAGGCCCUGCUGACCCAGGGAAAUGGUAGUGAUGUGACCCUGCGUAUCCAGACUCUCGACACGGACGAGGUGAAGAUGAUCCAGGCCCACACGCUGGUGCUCACGAUGCAGAGCGACGUGUUUGACGACUUGCUCCUGAACCGAAACUCCAGCGUCCUGGUCCUGAGGGAAACCCAAGACUGUGCCGCUGCAUUCGAUAAAUUCAUCAGAUAUCUGUACUGCGGUGAUAUCUCAGUACGUCUGGACCAGGCAAUCCCAUUGCACAAACUUGCCAGUAAGUACCAUGUACAGCGUCUACAGCAGGGUCUCACUCGCUAUAUGACCCAGCACCUGUCCAGUGAAUCUCCUGCAGGGCACGUGGUGAGCUGGUACCAGUACGCCUUGCAGAUUGGGGAUGUAGUUCUGAAGGACAGCUGUCUGCAGUACCUCGCCUGGAACCUGUCAUCAGUUCUCCAAAGUGCAGAGUGGGGGUCCAUCAGUGAUGAACUACUCCUGUCUCUACUGCAGCGCUCUGACCUCAUUCUACAGAGUGAGCUAGAGCUGUAUGAGGGUCUAGAGGCCUGGAUCAGUCAGAACCAACCAGCCGGAGUGACGGUGGAGAACGCUCUCCGGUCGGUGCGAUACGGAAUGAUUCCGCCCCAGCACCUGUUCCGGCUGCAGAAGCAGUCCCCGUUGAUGUUACGGUACUACGAAUCCAUACGAGAUCUGCUCUUCCUCGCGUUCCAGUUUCACUCGGCCUCUCCGGUUCAGUUUGCCAAGUAUUUCGAUGUCAACUGCAGUCUCUUCACGCCGCGCAACUACCUGUCGCAAACGUGGGGUUCGCCAUGGGUAAUUAACAAUCCUACGCGGGAUGACCGAAGCUUCAGUUUCCAGACGCAGCUGGGUCCCAGCAGCCACGACUCCAGUAAACGCGUGACCUGGAAUGCUCUCUUCUCCCCGCGCUGGCUCCCGCUCAGCGUGCGAUCUUCCUACGCCGAACACGGAGCCAUGCAGCCGACGCGAACGGACAAUGGACGGCCUCGCAUCAUUGUCACCCCGGCUACCUCCAGCCCGGACUUCGCCGGGGUCAGCUUCCAGAAAACGGUGAUCGUAGCGGCAAAGCAGCAAGGAAAAGUGGUCGUGCGCCAUGUCUACAACUUCCAUCAGAGCACAGAGGAAGCCGGAGACUUUUUGGUAGAUGCAGAUUUGCAACGUCGAGCAUCUGAGUACCUAAUAGACAGCUCUCUCUACUUGCAUAUUAUAGUCAAACCCAUUUACCAUAGCCUCAUUGUGGCCAAAAAAUAA
Molecule: messenger RNA, 1416 nt
Organism: Chanos chanos (milkfish)
Lineage: Eukaryota; Metazoa; Chordata; Actinopteri; Gonorynchiformes; Chanidae
Gene: btbd17b
Product: BTB (POZ) domain containing 17b
Exons: 3
Coding region: 1-1416 (471 amino acids)
Molecular function (GO): protein binding
Source: RefSeq, a predicted model, not a curated record